Molecule: messenger RNA, 1374 nt
Organism: Oryza sativa Japonica Group (Japanese rice)
Lineage: Eukaryota; Viridiplantae; Streptophyta; Magnoliopsida; Poales; Poaceae
Product: protein FLOWERING proteinUS T 1
Source: RefSeq, a predicted model, not a curated record
AUUCCUCACCCCUAACUUAAAGCGAGCAGCCAAGCUACUGUAGCUAAUGGUAGGGCGCGUGCGACAGUGGAGUAAAGUGAAGCAGCAGCAGAGAAGCAGAGACCAUUUCCCUCCUCCCUCCUCUCUCGCCAAACACGACGACGUCGCCUCGGUUUAGUCGUCGUCGGCCGGCAGCCGGAUGACGGGCAGUAGUUGUCCGGCCGAUUCUUCCCAGCUGCUGUACCCUCGCCGGGGUGCCCCCACCACCACCACCACCUCCCGUCCUCCUCUCCAUCCGCUCAUCGCUCAUGCGCCCUACGACGUCGUCCUCCACCGAUCUGUCGUCCUCUCCAUCAGCUCAGCUCGUGAUCAGGCUGAGCUCGCGAGCUUCUGGUGCUAUAUAAGGCUGGGUGGUGGUGCAAGUGCGAAGCGAGCGGCCGGUGAGGACGAUCGAUCGAGAUCGAGCUUGACGGCGGCGAGAGGAGGAGGAGGGGAGACGAUGAGCGGGCGGGGGAGGGGGGACCCGCUGGUGCUGGGGAGGGUGGUGGGGGACGUGGUGGACCCGUUCGUGAGGAGGGUGGCGCUGCGGGUGGCGUACGGAGCGCGGGAGGUGGCCAACGGCUGCGAGCUCCGCCCCUCCGCCGUCGCCGACCAGCCCCGCGUCGCCGUCGGCGGCCCCGACAUGCGCACCUUCUACACCCUGGUGAUGGUGGAUCCGGACGCGCCGAGCCCGAGCGAUCCAAACCUCAGGGAGUACCUGCACUGGCUGGUCACCGACAUCCCGGCUACCACAGGAGUCUCUUUUGGGACAGAGGUGGUGUGCUACGAGAGCCCGCGGCCGGUGCUGGGGAUCCACAGGCUGGUGUUCCUGCUGUUCGAGCAGCUGGGGCGGCAGACGGUGUACGCACCGGGGUGGCGCCAGAACUUCAGCACCCGCGACUUCGCCGAGCUCUACAACCUCGGCCUCCCUGUCGCCGCCGUCUACUUCAACUGCCAGAGGGAGUCUGGAACCGGAGGAAGAAGAAUGUGAGCUAGCUCUCCCCUCUCUAUCUCUCACUCCCUGAAUUUGGGACAAGUCCUGAAUUUUGCAUGACAAAUCCUAUACUCGGAACGAUUUGAAAUGGUAAAAUUUGAUCAUAUGUAUUUUUAGCUCCCUAUCCUCUCUCUCUGUACGUUAGUUACAUAAAUGCUCCCACCGAUUCUAAAUGUAAUUUAUUUAUAUUUCUCUAUUUUUCUCGAAAUUUAAGUUGUUAUAGGACGUUGAGGAACUUUGUCCCCCAUUUUUCCUUUCAUACCCUUCAUUGUUAAGGGAAAUGCUACCACUCUGAUAUAUAUAAAAAUGAUGUACCAUUUUCAAUAUAUAAUAACCAUGCACAGGGAAUAUAGUCAUGUUAA